UGCCCGAGCGAGGCCGUGCGCCACUGUUCGCGAUCUAGCGCUGCGAUAAUACAUAACACGCGGAAUUGUGUUUGUGCAGUGAUUGUUCGGACCUUAUCUGCUUGUGGUAGAGGCGGAUUUUGUGUCUGUGUAUGUCGACCUUGGAGAACACUGACGUCGAUACCGAGUCCGGCUCCGCCAGGCCGCGCCGCCCCGACCGCGCCGUGUACGUGCCGCGAGCACUGCGCGCGCCCGACGCCGACGACGCCCGGCCGCCGGACACCCGGCCACCGGACGCCCGGCGCGCCGACAGGAGCCCCCGCUCGCCCGCGCCGCGCGAGCCGGCGCCCGGCACGCCCCGGCGCGCGCCGCACAAGCAGUUCUGCAACGUGUACACGCCGCCGCCCCUGCGCGACAAGCCCGCGCCCGCCGAGCCCCCCGGCGACGCCGCCGGCGACGGCAGCUUCAGAGUAGCGGCCGACGGUGACAAUUUCUAUAUAGGAGAUUACUUCGCCAACGGCCAGUUAGGAUUCUACAGGCCGACCUUUUACGACUACGGCUCGAACUACGACGAGAGCUGGGGCGCCAAUGAGUCCGGCGACCUGACCAUGGCCCUGCGCGACGCCCCGGGCGAGCGGCUCGACAGUAUCGACGAUAUCAUCGAUCGCGACUAUUUAUACCGCAAGGACGAGGAUGCGGAGGCCGACGAGUUGAAGCGAGCGUCCCAGGAGAUCAACCGAAGCGGCAAGCGAAUCAUAAAGCAGAGUUUCGACUCUGACGUCCUAGUCAUAUCCGACCCCGUCGAGGAGGCGCCCGGCCCCGAGAGAGCGAGCCCGGCGGACGGCGCCGCGGAGGCGGAGCCCGAGGCGAGCCGCGAGGCGCCGCCGGAGGCGCGCGCGGCGCUGCGGCGCGACGAGAACGACUGGGACGCCGUGUUCGACGACAGCGGCGAGUGCCUGGACCCGUCGCUGCUGGAGGAGCUCACGGCCACGGUGGGCCGCGUGAGCGUGAGCCGCGCGCGCCGCGACUACGCGCCCUACCGGCCCGGCGACGAGGCCUUCGCGCACGUGCUCGAGGUGUUCGACUUCCCCGCGGACUUCCACACCAACGACCUGCUGGCGAUGUUCAGCGAGUACAAGGACACGGGCUUCGAGAUCAAGUGGGUGGACGACACGCACGCGCUCAUCGUCUUCAGCAGCGCUAGAAUAGCGGCGGAGGUGCUGGCGGCGCCGCGCUCGCUGGCGCGCUGCCGGCCGCUGCACGCCGCCACGCUGGAGUCGCGCAACAAGGCCAAGAAGUGCGCCGAGUUCCUGCAGCCCUACCGGCAGCGGCCCGAGACGUGCACGGCGCUGGCGCGGCGCCUGGUGUCGGGCGCGCUGGGCGUGCGGCUCAGCACGGCGCCGCAGGAGCGCGCGGAGGAGCGCCGCCUCCUCAGCCGCGCGCGAGAGAAGAAGCGCCAGGCCGCGUUGCACAAGGAGGCGGCGUGGGACGGCUCGCUGGCCAACACGUCGCUGGACGCCUGAGCGCGCGCCCCGCCUUGACGGGGCCACCGAUGAAGCUGUCUACGCGGCACCCGCCGGCCGACCAGAACUGGGCCUUGCCAUUCCUUAAAGUAGUCAUAUUUUAGAAUGACCUUGAAGCCCUGAGCUUAAGGAAUGUAAUUCUGAAUUAAAACGCCAACAAUACUAAAAUAAUACUGCUGUAAGCGAUGCCGGAAACUGCAAUUUACUAAACAUAGUCUUCACUUGCAGGAAGUACCUUCUGGCACAUUUGAUGCCGCGCACCUGGUGUACUACUUUUUUUUUUCUAACUUGUCUUAUAAUGUAAACAAUCGUAUUUAAUUUGUAAGGCAAGUAAGAAACAAAAGACUUAUACGUACUUGGGUACGGAGCGUGAGUUGUCGCGUGACACUUUGACGAAGGCUAACCCGCGGUGGCAUCUGCGUAUUGCGUGCGACCAAUCACAAAUAGCCCUUUUUAUCAAAAGUUUUGAUUCGCCACUUGCAGGGCGCUAAUUUGGAUGCCACCGCGUACGCCUUAGUCUUACUUGAAUUCCUUUCAUUACUUCAAAACAAAUUACAAAAUACGCAUGUCCCGACGCAUUGUGGGUCUAGUCGUUUGGCUACUGCAACCUUACUAGCACGAAAAGUUCUAAGGCUAUAACGGCCUCUAAUAAAAUAAUAAUGGCAGGCAAAGCAUUCGUAGUGCGGGACAUUUCUGAAGGGCAUGUCCUGAUGUCGGAAGUCCCCGCUAUGUCGGCCAAUGGAAAUGCGCCCCAACAGAGAAUAACUCUGUGCUAGUACACAACUAUCAAAUGUGUCACGCGGUACUUGCUACGUGAAAUAUAUUAUAAUGUUAAGAAGCUCUCAAAUAGAUAUAUAUCUAGUAUAAUUUUACAUAGUCUAAAGAAAUACUACGAAUAGCUAUUUUUAGAAUGAUAUCUAGUUAAGUGGAAACGGGCAAGAGGUUUCGGACCGUAUUCUGUACGUACUAAGGUUUAAAAUAAUUAUUUGUGUGUGCGCAGCAUCGGCGUUGCGUAUUUAUGAUCGAACUUUUUAAAUUUUCUUAGUAUGCGAUUCGCACGCAAUCGAUAGUCGUAUUUGAUUUUUGUCCUUUAGAAUCUAGCGAAUAUUACGAAGUAAAACGAACCUUAUGUGUCUCGUUAUAAAGUCGUAAAUUCUGUACUAGUAAUAAUAAUCGUUUCAUUUUACUUCACGACGUAACACACUGCGAAUCCCAUGCUAAGAGGUAGAUAUAAAUAUAAUUAUGAUUACUAACGAAUUGAGUGAUAUCAACGAUAUUCAAUCAGAUCAUAUAUUUUAAACGAAUCGUCAUUAUGAGGAUAGUAAUUUGACAAUACACGAAUCGAAAUUAUUCUUGCCGAGUUACGAUAAUUCGACGAAUAAUAACGGCAGCGAUUAUUUUAUAUACAUUGAACGUAUCAAUGUGAAAGAUGCUUAGAAGUCAUGUAAUAAGUUAUAACUAAAGAAUCUGUCUAAGGAGACGUGUGGAAAAAAUAGCACUAAAUUUAUUUUCAUAAGAUAGGACUAUUUCGUGAUAUUAUUAUGUGAAACGAAACGAGAUUACAUUUUUAUAUCCUUGCCACUUGUCAAUUGUCUUGGGUAUACGAUGACUUUGUAAUAGCAAUUGUUUAUCGAAGCGGCGGGCGCGUCCGUCGAUGGACACCUUGUAUUUUAUAGGGAUUUAUUACAUUGAAAUUUAUAACAAAAUACAAAAUGGAAAUUUUAAUAAUUUUAGAAUUUUAACUUGCUAAACUUUAGUGUUGGAAUUUCGACCAUGAUGGCAUAUGAUUAUGAUCUUGAUUUAGAUUGAUCAUUGAACGAUUCAUAAUAUUGAUCUGAAAUAUUCAAUUAUUUUAUAACCGCGAACUUUAGUCUUAAUUUCUGACUAGCAUGAUACUCAUUAACACUAAAGUUGAUUAGAAUAUAAUUUUUAGUUACCUAAGUUUAGAAAAUGUGAAGUUUACGUGGACAUUUAACCGAAAAGAUUAAUGUCAACUUAAUUAAGAAACUGAUAAGUUUAUAAACAAACUUCCAACUGAUAGUUUUACUUAACGUUAAAUGUGAACGUGUGUUGAUUGAACUAUAUUUUAACAUCGCUUUUUUUUUCUUAUCAAUAAUAAAGUUAAACCUUCAAAAAAUUUAAAUGUAUAUAUAUAUUAUAUACAUUUUAUUUAUCUAUAUUUUCUUUAUAAAAUUUUGUAUGAGACAUUUUUAAAGAAUUUUCUAUAAAAAUAUUAAAGGAAAUUUCGAUUAAAUAGUAAAUGUACUAACACUGGCAGUAUCACCCCUGCUUGAAACACAUAGUUUGUGUCGGUAACCACACUGCAUGGUACCACUACAUAAGGAUCAAGUCGUAAGGACUCAAAAAUAACUCUAAGACUACGCAGUAAAUUGCAAUCCAGCUUUCGUGGUUUUGUUUGCCGUUUCAUUUACAAAAAUCACAUUGCUGACGCAAGCAAAUAUGUGCCGAAUUACAAGGCGCAAGAGUUUGGUUUCGUAUGCCGAUGUAUUUUAAAUUCUCGCCGGUAUGUAACGCGUGAAUAUCUGCUGAAGUAUUGUGUAAGGGGUGCUACUGUGCUUAAAAUUAAAUAAACCGAGUGAUUUUUUGAGCCAAAAUUACAUUUUUAGUAUAGGAACGGUGAGGCUUCGGCCGUGCCUAGUUACCACCCGACCCGACCAUACCGAGCUUAGCUUAGCGUCCCGGUACGAUGUCGCGUCGACAUCGAUUAGGGUAUGGGUUUAAUAUAACUGCAUACCCCUAACAGGUCAGCCCGUUACCAUCUUAGACUGCAUCAACACUUACUAUCAGGUGAGAUUGCAGUCAAGGGCUUGCUUGGAGUCGAAGAUAGAAGUAUGACUUUAUGGAAGUCCAUGACAUUCAUUAUGCACUACCUAUUCUUAAUUGGCUAAUCCACGUCAGCUUUAAAAACGUGCAUAGACAGCGUAUGUCGGGAGAUAUAAAGAUUAAAGAAAUGAUAAAUAACACCGGAUAUAUAGUAAUGUUAAAAGCAGUUGGGGUAAAUUUAUAUUACGAUGCCCAUCUCAAACAAUCACUCGGUAUAAAUAAAUUACAAAAGUGAUUAGAUGUCUCCAUCAUUGUUUUGUUCUCCUGUCUGUUUUUGUCGCGUUAGUAUGUAUUGUAAUACCAAAUAUUAGUAAGGCAUAAUAUAUUGUAAGUUAUCGCUCACUUGUGUUAUCUGAGAGAGCGCGUGCCGUCCUGAGGGGCUGUUUCAACGAACCUAGAAGUGUAAUGCUGCGUGAAUUCUACAUCUAUGAAAUAAAUGUUUUGUAGUUUCAACUUCUAUAGUGUAACUUUUCUGGCACAUUUCUGAAAUUAACUAUAAACCAUCCACCACACGCCUGUCACCUAGUUAGGCUCUAGCAGAAAUUUCUCUCGUUUUGUUAUUUGAGAUAGAUAAAUGUAUGUGCCUACUUCCGGCUUCUUCUUACAGCCGUGCCAAAAAUUUUACUAUGCUCAUUACUCCGUUUUCUGUUACCACCCUAUAGCUGCUGUGAAUACCGUGCCAAAUCCUUGCAGUGCGCAAUAGGCGUUUUUACGUGCCCAUACCGACGCGCUUUGUUACAAAACUUGGGCGUCGUGCCAACGCCCCCUCUGAACGGGCGCCUCUCGGCCACGUGUUCAGUUGUGAGUUCGUGCCUUUGCGUGUCUAGUCAGCAGCGGCUCCGGACCUCGCCCGCCAGUGCAUUGUAAUGUUAAGUUAGGGAAUUGCGAUUUUAUACUGAGCCUGUACAUUUUAUUGUCUUGAAAUGAAAGUGACUUUGUUAAAAUACAUUAUUAUAACUUGUAUUUAAGUAAUAUGUUAUUACAACGCUAUCUAAUUAAACUUAUAUGCCAAAGGGUUGGUGUAUAUGGCCAAGACAUUUUCAACUAUUAACAAAACAGUUGAUACUUUGAUUGUCUUUUUAGUCGCCAUAUUUGUUCUUAAAAUAUUAUUACGCCCAAAACUAAGAAAUGAAAACACAACUGAUCACCUUUUUUACCCAGUAAGGUUUCAAGCCAAUGGCUUUGUGGGAUUGCUGUCCAAAGCUCUACUGACCUCGCUGUCUUCCAAGAGAGUGAAUGGACAGCUGAAACCCAGUGGAAUGUAAACCUUACAGUUGUGCUAUUUAUAAAGAAGAAGUCACUUUUGUUUCGACGAUGCUGUCCACAAUUGCCAACCAAAUAAAUUCUCAAUCUCUAUGAUCUUGAAUAAAUAAACAUGUAAUAAACUGUGAUUUAUGCAAGCGAUGCGUAAACGAUA
Molecule: messenger RNA, 5763 nt
Organism: Pararge aegeria (speckled wood butterfly)
Lineage: Eukaryota; Metazoa; Arthropoda; Insecta; Lepidoptera; Nymphalidae
Product: R3H and coiled-coil domain-containing protein 1
Exons: 6
Coding region: 132-1502 (456 amino acids)
Molecular function (GO): RNA 7-methylguanosine cap binding; mRNA binding
Source: RefSeq, a predicted model, not a curated record